CCCCGGGCGGUCAGACGGGCGUGCCCCGGUCAGAACUCGGGCCGUGCCGGCUGAGAGAUCCGAAGCGUUCGGUCCCCCCGGGCCGGAGCGGGGGCGGGUGGGGGCGCAGGCCCGGGGGAUGCUGGGCUCGGUGAAGAUGGAGGCCCAUGACCUGGCCGAAUGGAGCUACUACCCGGAGGCGGGCGAGGUCUUCUCUCCGGUGACCCCAGUGCCCACCAUGGCCCCCCUCAACUCCUACAUGACCUUGAACCCUCUGAGCUCUCCCUACCCUCCUGGGGGGCUCCCUGCCUCCCCACUGCCCUCAGGACCCCUAGCGCCCCCAGCCCCUGCCACGCCCCUGGGGCCCACCUUCCCGGGCCUGGGUGCCAGCAGUGGUGGAGGAAGCAGCUCAGGGUACGGGGGCCCGGGACCGGGGCUGGCGCAUGGGAAGGAGAUGCCGAAAGGGUACCGGCGGCCCCUGGCACAUGCCAAGCCGCCAUAUUCCUACAUCUCGCUCAUCACCAUGGCCAUCCAGCAGGCGCCAGGCAAGAUGCUGACCCUGAGCGAGAUCUACCAGUGGAUCAUGGACCUCUUCCCCUACUACCGGGAGAACCAGCAGCGCUGGCAGAAUUCCAUCCGCCACUCGCUGUCUUUCAACGACUGCUUCGUCAAGGUGGCGCGCUCCCCAGACAAGCCGGGCAAGGGCUCCUACUGGGCCCUGCACCCCAGCUCAGGUAACAUGUUUGAGAAUGGCUGCUAUCUGCGCCGCCAGAAGCGAUUCAAGCUGGAGGAGAAGGUGAAGAAAGGGGGUGGCGGGACCUCCACCUCCAGGAAUGGUGCGGCGGGGUCUGCCGCCUCAACCACCACGCCUGCUGCCACGGUCACCUCUCCCCCCCAGCCUCCAGCCCCCGAGCCUGAGGCCCAGGGUGGGGAAGAUGUGGGGGCUCUGGACUGUGGCUCGCCCCCUUCCUCCGCCCCCUAUUUCACUGGCCUGGAGCUCCCAGGGGAGCUGAAGCUGGAUGUGCCUUACAACUUCAACCACCCUUUCUCCAUCAACAACCUGAUGUCGGAACAGACACCGGCGCCUCCCAAACUGGACGUGGGGUUUGGGGGCUACGGGGCAGAGAGUGGGGAGCCUGGAGUCUACUACCAGGGCCUCUAUUCCCGCUCUCUGCUUAAUGCAUCCUAGCAGGGGGGUGGGAGCAUGGUGGGUCGGGUAUGGCUGCAGCUCACACCAUCAGGUUCUUGGGGCCUGAUCCUUCUGGUGACACUUUGCUUGUCCCAUCAGUUAACAUCUAGAUUGGUCUAUUACCUACUGUGGUGACUGCCGUCUCUGUGGGUGUCGUAGUCGAUCCAUUGGGUACUGUGAUAACUGCCAUUGACAUCUUGGUGGGCCCACUGGGUACUGCGAAGACUGCCAUGUUGAUCGUUGUUAUUGGUUGAUCCAUUGGGUGCUCUGAUGGCCACCAUCUGGGAUGACAUCUUGGUUGGCCCUUUGGGCACUGUGAUGGACAUUCUCUUGGCUGACCCUUUGAGUGUGAUGAUGAUACCAUUUCAAUUACAUCUUCUUUGGCCCAUUGGGUGCUGUGAUCAUUUCUUUUUUGGUGGACUUCUUGGCAUAGAAGGUGUCAAGUUGGCCACCACCUUGCAUAACCUCUUUUUUGGCCCACUGAGUGCUACGAUGGCCACCAUCUUGGCUGGCUGACAUAACCAGUGUACCAUUGUGCACUGUGACGGCCACUACAGCCCCUGUGUUGGCCAUAUCGUUACUGUCUCUUUGGUGUGAUUUGAGUGAGGGAUGGAGAUGAGAAUCCUCCUUGGUUUUCUCUGGAGCCCAUUACCCCGUUUGGUCCAGGAAAAGCCAGAAAGGACUGGUUAGGGUGUGGGGAAUUUCUACUGAAGUCUGGUUCUUGUCUGGGAAGUGGGAUACUGGCUGUGUUUGACCAUUAAAGGCACCAAUUCUGCCUCUUA
Ceratotherium simum simum (southern white rhinoceros) is the source of this 1950-nucleotide messenger RNA. RefSeq names its product forkhead box A3 (gene FOXA3). Gene Ontology annotation, biological process: anatomical structure morphogenesis; regulation of transcription by RNA polymerase II; cell differentiation. The record is from RefSeq and is a predicted model, not a curated record. Gene Ontology annotation, molecular function: transcription factor binding; RNA polymerase II cis-regulatory region sequence-specific DNA binding; protein domain specific binding. NCBI's taxonomy places the organism in Eukaryota, Metazoa, Chordata, Mammalia, Perissodactyla, Rhinocerotidae.